Messenger RNA from Habropoda laboriosa, 2212 nucleotides. It is a transcript of the gene Npl4, whose product is annotated as nuclear protein localization protein 4 homolog. Bases 153 to 2096 code for a protein of 647 amino acids. Gene Ontology annotation, molecular function: ubiquitin binding; ubiquitin protein ligase binding. Gene Ontology annotation, biological process: ubiquitin-dependent protein catabolic process. NCBI's taxonomy places the organism in Eukaryota, Metazoa, Arthropoda, Insecta, Hymenoptera, Apidae. Gene Ontology annotation, cellular component: nucleus. The transcript is spliced from 13 exons. The record is from RefSeq and is a predicted model, not a curated record.
AAUUUGAAGGGGAAGAGCAACCAACUCAAGAACGACAGUAAAAGAGAAACACCAUACUUAAUAGUAUUUUUCUGGGAUUUUAGCAAUAUCGUGUUGCCAGCAAGCAAGUUGAACAGGGGUUGAACAGCUGAUGCUUCGUCGACACCGGCGAAAUGUCAAAGUCUAGGCAAAUUACCCUACGUGUGCAGUGUUCAGAGGGAACAAAACGUAUAGAUGUAAAUCUUCAUGACACAAUUUCUCAGUUGUUUAAAAAGGUUUUAAAAGCUUUUGAAUUGAACAGUCCUGAAUUUGGACUAUAUCUGGAACGAAAUCAUAAAAAUGAACUUCCACUUACUUACAACAGGACAGUUUCAGGAGCAGGUCUUUCUCAUGGGGACAUGUUAUACCUGGCCCCUCGUAAUAAUACACAGUUGUGGAGUACUCCUUCAACUAGUAGUGCUACUAUUGAUGUUUCUCAAGAACCAGGACCAAUGGAUAUUACGAAAACUACAAAUCACAGUACCAACGUUUCCCGAUCUUUAUCAAAUGUAGUUGACGAUAUUGAUGAACAAUUAUGGAAAUUUGAUGGUAAAAUAGAGAGAAAACGUGAUGAAAAGUUAUGUAGACAUGGUGUAAAUGGAUGCUGUGUUCACUGUACUCCUAUAGAACCUUUUGAUGAAGCUUAUCUUAAGGAACAAAAUAUAAAACACUUGUCCUUUCAUUCAUAUCUAAGGAAACUUACUGCUGGUGUUGAUAGGGGAAAGUUUGUACAAUUAGAAGACAUAAGUUGUCGCAUAAAGACUGGUUGUAAAGAUCACCCACCUUGGCCACGAGGUAUCUGUAGCAAAUGUCAACCAAGUUCCAUUACUUUAAAUCGCCAAACUUAUCGACACGUGGACAUUGUCAUGUUUGAAAAUCCAAGUUUAGUUGAACGCUUUCUCAAUUAUUGGCGUAGCACCGGUCAUCAACGUAUUGGCUUUUUAUAUGGAAGAUAUGAAAUACAUUCAGAUGUACCAUUAGGAAUUAGAGCUGUUGUUGCAGCAAUUUACGAACCCCCACAGGAAAGUACAAAAAAUUCUAUUGGACUUUUACCAGAUGAAAAAGAAGCAAUAGUUGAUGAAUUGGCUCAUUUACUUAAUUUAAAAAGAGUUGGAUGGAUUUUUACUGACCUUAUAGCGGACGAUGUGAAGAAAGGAACGGUAAAACACUUUCGAAAUAUAGAAAGUCACUUUUUAUCUGCUCAAGAGUGCAUUAUGGCUGGGUAUUUCCAAAACCAACAUCCAAAUCCCUGUCGUUUUUCACCCAGUAAUUAUUUUGGUUCAAAAUUUGUUACUGUUUGUGUUACUGGUGAUGAUAAAAAUCAAAUUCACAUGGAAGGUUAUCAAGUAUCCAAUCAAUGCAUGGCAUUGGUACGGGAUGGCUGCCUGGUUCCUACAAAAGAUGCUCUAGAAUUGGGCUAUGUAAUUGAAUCAACAGAUAAACAGUAUGUUCCAGAUGUCUUCUAUAAGGAAAAAGAUUCUUAUGGAAAUGAAGUGUCAAGGCUAGCAAGACCUCUGCCGGUAGAAUAUUUAUUGGUAGAUGUACCUGCAUCUACACCACUUACUCCGCAGUUUACUUUUUAUGUUAGUGAUAAAAUUACUCCAUUUCCAAUUGAAAAUAGACUCAUCGAUGGACAUGUUCAAGAAUUUAGUUCACUUUGCUCUUAUAUGCAGCAAUUUAGUAAAGAGCAAUUUUUAGAAGCAGCUUCAGAUUUCCACUUGUUAAUUUUUAUUGCAACAAUGGAUAUGUUUCCAAUGAAGGACCAUAUGAUACCACUAUUAGAAGCAAUUCGUAAUAAGGAUAGAGAAAAAGCACUGGAAUGGACACGUUUAGAACAUUGGGCAACAGUAGAACAACUCAUAUCUGUAACUACGGCAUCUACAUCUCAAACAGGAUUUGGUACUAGGUCAAGAAUGUCAUCUUCUGCACUUGCAGAAGGAAGUGGAAUAGGAGUUGGUACAGAUCCAAUUGCCAAUUCACCUCCUGACCAAACACUUUGGACUUGUUCUCAUUGCACCUUUCUCAAUGCAGCAGAUUUUGCAAUGUGUGAAAUGUGUGGUUUACCAAGGAAUACAUAACAAAUUGCCAAUAUUAUAUUGCUUUUGUAUGCAUUUAAGGGUGCUAUCCUUAAAUUGCAACUUUGUUUCCGCUGAAUUUGACACAAACUGUGUUCUUGCGGAUAUAAAAAUUGUUU